Molecule: messenger RNA, 12562 nt
Organism: Poecile atricapillus (Black-capped chickadee)
Lineage: Eukaryota; Metazoa; Chordata; Aves; Passeriformes; Paridae
Gene: NUFIP2
Product: nuclear FMR1 interacting protein 2
Exons: 4
Coding region: 1220-2809 (529 amino acids)
Cellular component (GO): cytoplasmic stress granule; nucleoplasm
Molecular function (GO): RNA binding
Source: RefSeq, a predicted model, not a curated record
GGCGGUCUGAGGGGUCCUGGGUGUGAGGGGAUCGGUGGGGAGAGGUCGUUGGUCAGGUGGGCUCUUGUGAGAAGGGGGUUAGCCGGCUGUGAGGGCUUUUAUGAGGAGGAACCUUUGGUGUGAGGAGCUCUUGGGGAGGGCUCGUUGGUGUGAGGAGAGAGUAACCAGCUGUGACGAGUUUUGCCAGGAGGGAUUUUGGCAUGAGGGACGGUUUUAGGGGACAGGUGAGGGGUUGCUGAGGGAUAGGAGAACAAGAGAGAGCUGCCAUGUCGGGGUGCUGAGGGGAGUUUGGGAAAGAGGUUUUGUGGAAGCCCCAUGUGGGACACUGAGGGCGGAGAGGGGCCUGAGGGAGAAGAUGGUGCAGAGCUGUUGCUGAGGCCAUUUGAGCUCGGCCACGGUUUUGGGGGGCAGCAGGCCUGAGGAAAGGUGUGGGGGAAUAGAGACAUGGGUGCCUCAGGAAUGGGGUACAUGUGGCCUGGACAUCGGUAGGGAGAAGAGGGGUAGGAGAGAGGCCUGGCAUGGGUGGCAGGGGACAGUGGGUUUGGGGCAGGCUGGCUGGAGGACAUGGAGCCUAGUGGAGCUGCCUGUGGCCAGGAGCAGCUCAGCUACAGGCAGUGAGGAGGUGGUAGAUGACUGCUCUAGUGCAAGUGCCCUCACCAAAUGGGUGUAUUUCAGCCUGCCCUUGGCCAAGCUGUAUCUAGGUUGUGGCCAGAAGAGGGGAAAAAAAUCUCAUGGGCUGAGCACAUGGUCUUCUAAACUGUACUCUUGGCUCUCAGUGGUGGGGUGUUGAACUUGGUAGGUUGUUGAGCCUUUGUGUGCUUUGGUAUCUCCAUCUACGAAGCAGAGAUAACAGUUAGAUUCAUGCAGGGAUUAAUUAUCGCAUCUUGUAGUAACGUGUUUGUUUAUUUGUUUUUACUGUAGAUUACAGCUGGAGGAAUUCUAAACAGUCCACUUCUCCUUGUCAUGGUGUUUGGGCGCAUUGUGCUCGGGUCUGAACAGAGGAAAUCACUGAGGCUACGGAGAGCUAAAUGGUAAUGCAGGAGAACGAGAAGUGUCACUAAAGGGCCUGUGCUCUGAUGAAGCCACCACCCCAGGAUCCAGGGUACCCAAUGGCAGCCAGCAGCUUGUAGAUGCUAAUGUCACCCCAAAGCAGACUGUGAAGGCCAGUGCUUUGGGGAAAGCUGGAAUCAAAACCAAGAACUUCAUUCAGAAAAAUAGCAUGGACAAAAAGAAUGAGAAGUCCUACGAAAACAAACACAGAGAAAACCAGUCCUCAGACAAGCCAGAGGGAGUGUCUAUUCCAAAUGGCGUGGUAACCAAUAAUUCCAGCUACAUCACAAAUGGCUACGUAGGCAAAGGGGCCGAUAAUGAUGGUAGUGGCUCUGAGAGUGGAUAUACUACACCUAAAAAGCGGAAAGGCAGGCGCAACAGUGCCAAGGGCUGUGAGAACUUGAAUCUAGUACAGGACAAAAUAAUGCAGCAGGAGGUCAGCACAUCAACCUUGAAACAGGAACUUGAGAGUUUCAAACCUGAUUAUAGUGAACAAAAGGGGAACCGAAUUGAAAAUACUAAGCCUGUUUGGAAAUAUGAGGCUGGGGCUGGUGGAGCAGGCCGGGGAAAGCCUGGGCUUGGGGAUGUACCACGGAAAAACUCUGAUGCCAAACCUGGGAUUAGCAGCAAGAAGUUUGAUGACCGGCCCAAAGGGAAGCACACAUCAUCAGCUUCAUCUAAAGAGGACUCAUGGACCUUAUUUAAACCACCCCCAGUUUUUCCAGUGGACAAUAGCAGUGCUAAAAUUGUUCCCAAAAUUAGUUAUGCAAGUAAAGUUAAAGAAAACCUCAACAAAGCAGCUCAAACCCCAUCCACAUCGUCCUCAUCAUCUUCAUCAUCUGCCGGGGAAACUCAGGCCCAAACAUCAAGUCGACUUUCCCAAGUCCCCAUGUCUGCUAUGAAAUCUGUCACUUCUGCCAGCUUCUCAAAUGGGCCAAUCCUUGCGGGGACCGAUGGAAGUGUGUAUUCCCCAGGGACCCAGCCACUGCUGUCCACUGCUGCUAGUACUGUACCAUCCACCUCCUCUGAGUCAGUACCCCAGGACAUGAGUACAACUUCGACAGCUCUUGAACAAAAGAAAUCUGGCCUUUUUAUCUACCCUUCAAAUAUGCAAACUGUGCUCCUGGGGACAGCACAAGUCGAUUUUCCUUCGCAGACAAAUCAGCAGAACCUGGGGGAUAUCUUCCAGAAUCAGUGGGGUUUGUCUUUCAUAAACGAGCCCAGUGCUGGACCUGAAACCGUUGUGGGGAAAUCUGCGGAUAAUCAGUUAAUGGAAGUGACAUUUCAAGGGGAAUAUCCUGCCACUUUGGUUUCACAGCGUGCUGAAAUCAUUCCCUCAGGAACUGAACAACCUGUGUUUCCUAAGGCUUAUGAGCUGGAUAAACGGACUAGCCCUCAAAUUCUUAGUGCUGUUCUUAAGCCUGGGACUGCUGUUGAGGGUGGUGUCUUAGCUUUGGAGUCGCAUCACACAGGUGACCUACAAAAGGCAGACACCGGUAGCCAAGGUGCUUUAGUGUUUCUUUCAAAAGACUAUGAAGUAGAGAAUCCUCUGGCCUCUCCUACGAACAAUUUGCUAGCCUCCGCCAAAGAACAGAGGUACCAGAGAGGCCUAGAAAGGAAAGAUAGCUGGGGUUCUUUUGACCUGAGGGCUGCUAUUCUAUAUCACACUAAAGAAAUGGAAGCGGUUUGGAACUUGCAGAAGCAAGAUCCCAAAAGGAUAAUCACUUAUGAUGAAGCCAUGGAUCGCCCGGAUCAAUGAAGGUAGCAAGACAAGACUGCCUGUUAUAACCUUUCUGCAGCAUUUGUGCUGUUCGUGGGGGACAAAAAGGCUUUUAUGCUCCUUCUAAAUCUUCAGUGCAGCAGAGGAACCAUAACUAGAAUCACAGGAUAAUAUAUACAAAAAUAUAUAUAGUUAUUUAAAAAUGGCAACUGAAAGUAAUUAGACUUCUUAAGGAAACUGAAAAUUUAUUUCAACAAGACUACACACGUGAUUAUUUAAUCUCCGGUACUGAAUAGAUUUUUUUCUUUUUUCAUUUUUGUUUUGUUUUUGUUUAAAGAGUGAAUGCAAGUGAUUAAGGAAUACAGACUCAAUUACAAGCCUGGUUUCAAAGUUCCUGCUGUCGUCUGCAAGGGCAACAGCAACCCACUGGAGAGGCAUUUCCACUUGACAAGGUUUCUGUUUCUUGUUCUGUGACUGUAGUGACAUACUAAUCACAGGGAAAUCAGGAUGAUUCACCAUCCUUCAUCUCCCCUUCCACCUCCCUUGUUUGGUUUCUUUUUUUUUUUUUUUUUUUCUGAUUUGUUUUCUAUUGAAUGCUGGAGAAACACCUUGAAGUUUGCAGAGUUUCUUUUUUUUUUUUUUUUUUCCAGAGAAUUAUAAUCCGCAUGUUUUGCCAGGAGUAAAGCAGCAAUCCUAUGCUGGUGAUACUGUCUUAAAAGGAUCAUUCUGCUGAGGGAAAGAUGGUAAUACUGCAGUUCUAGGAUGCAUGGUGAAGCCACACAGUUGACCUGGCUCCUGUUACACGUUGGACUAUUGCAACUGAAGAGUUAUUUAAUUUUAAAAGACAACAUGGAAAAAUAAGCAAUCUGUUUAGGCAUUUAACAUGGAAAAAAAACAAAAAAAAACCAAAAAAAACCCCCACUGUUCCCACAGUUUAAUGCCAUUGUAUUACUGGGAGCAAGAAAAAAAAAAAAAAAAAGACAAAAAAAAGUAUCUCCUGCUUUCAACUGUAGGUGCUUCAUAUUUGCUCUGUCUGUCUCCUAACACUAAAUGUGCUGGAUUUUUUUCCCAUUUUCAUUGGAAAACUGAAGAGGAAUUGAGUUCUGCUAACUUUCACCCUUCUUGAAUUAUUUUUUAUCUUAAAAAAAAAAUCAAAAUAACAAAAAAAUGAAAAAAGUUAAAAAAAAAAAAAAAUGGGAAUUUGAAUCCUUUUCAAUUUGUCCAUAGAACGCCAAUGGCUGGGCUUCCUGCCCCUUGGAAAUGCUCUUUUAUAUUUUAAUGCAGUCUGUGUAUUUCCGGGCUCUGCUUCUAAUUAUCUCUUAAUAAAAAUAUAUUUUAUUACAAAAAAAUGGAGGACUUAGGAAUGAAAAUAAUAAUUUAAAAAAAUAAUAAAAAAAAAAAUCCCAGGGAAAGGAAAGCUUCCUAGCAGUGGUAGGGAAGGCUGAGCGGAGUGCAGGCUCCAGCUGUGUAACCCCUCUGUCCUGUUGCAGCUUGUGUAAAGUGUCCAAAUCAUCUGGGGGUUGGGUAGUUUUUCUGGGCUUUUUUAAAAGCUGGGAAGUUCACCAGGGUCCAGUGCAAGAGCAAGAAAUGAAUAAAGCAGAAAUGGAUUUGUUGGCCAGCCCCUCUGAACCCAGUGCUCAUUGUGGGUGACUGUGGCCUAAUCCUGGCCCCUGGGUAUCCAAAUCAGCAGCAGUUGGUGUCACCUAAAAUGAGACUGGACCCUCUGGGGCACUACAAGGAAUAGAUAAAUCCAACAUUUUGGAAUUCCCUUUGGUUUUAGAUCUGCACAUCAAGCCAUCAGGCUGCUGUCCAGUCACCAGAGGGUUCCACAGGGCUCCAUCCUCAGCCCAUUUCUCUCCAACAUCUCAUUAACAACCUGGAUUCAGGACUCAAAGAAGUGCUAAUUUUGCUGACACACUAAACUGGGAGGAACUGUUGACUCCCAUGAGGGCGGAGAGCUCUCAACAAAUUAGAGAUGGGCAAUCACUAACUAUGAAAUUUAACAAGGGUGAGUGUUGGAUUCUGCACCUGGAUAGACUGGGAAUGAGAGGCUGGAGAGCACCACCACGGAAAGGGAGCUGGGGUCCUGGUCCAUGGCCUGUUGGAUCUGAGUCAGCAGUGCCCUGGCAGCCAGGGGGGUCAGCAAUGUCCUGGGGGGCACCAGCCCAGCAUGACCUGCUCUGCUCUGCUCUGCUCUGCACUGGUGCGGCCGUACCUCAGAUUCUUAGGGCACCACAGUAUAAAAAAGACCCCUAUUAGAGAGCAUCCCAGGGAGGCCAUGAGGAUGGGGAAGGUUCUGGAUGGGAAGCCUUAUGAGAUCCCUUGGUUUGUUCAGCUGGAGAAGAAGAGAUCUCAUUAUGGUCUUCAACAUCCUCCCACAGGGCAGCAGAGGGGCAGGUACCAAUCUCUUCACUCUCACGACCAGUGACAGGGAUUAGUCUGAAGCUGAGUCAGGGGAGGGCUAGGUUGGAUAGCAGGAAAAGGUUCUUCACCCAGAGGAUGGUUGAGCACUGGAACAGCCUCCCCAGGGAAGUGGUCGCAGCACCAAACUUGUCUUGAGUUCAAGAAGAGUUUGGACAAUGCACAGGGUGGGAUUCUUGGAGUGUCCUGCACAGGGCCAGCAGUUGGACUCGACGAUCCUGAUGGGUCCCUUCUAACUCAGAAUACUCUAUGAUUCUAUUGCUUUAUUUUUUUUUUUUAACUAGGAGUAUGUAGCAUGUGGUUUUUUUUAAUUGUUUUUAUACUUUUAAUAAGAUUGUUCCUGAAUGAGACACUUGAGUUCAUGGUGGGACAAUGAAACUGAAUUCUGUACCUUGUGUAAGACGCCCGCUUUCUGCCACGCUUGAACAUUUGACUAUGGAUUGCCUACUCCAUUUGAUGUAUCCAAAGCUAUAUAGUAUAAUACUGAGUGUGAUACUAUAUAGUCAUCAUGUAUUGUAUCAGUCCAGGUUCAGAAAUGUGUGGUUGGCCAGUUGCAAAUAGUUCUGUUUCACCUAUAAACUGUACCACCUCUACAGGUGUGUGUAACUUUGAGAUGUAUAACAUGUUUACAGAUGUGCCCGACAUCUAGUCCUCCGACGUUCCUAUUUUUAAUUCUGUUGAGUCUCCCAACUGCUUGCCAAAAGUCAGAAUCGCCUCCAGCUCUGCUGCUGAAGAGCUGGGGCGUUCCUGAGCCUUAAAGUGUUGAACAAACUGGACGGUGGGGCUGGGAAAAUGAAGGUGGAAGAAAUGUUCUUUUUCCUUUUUUAGUAUUAUUAUUAUUUUCAAAAAGUUGAAGGCUAAUAGCAAAGUUUCCAGUUUGUUUUACUGGCUUUAAGGCUCCGCUGAGUAUUUAUUUGCCUUGUGUAGUCACUUGUCGCCUUAAGGGCUGGGUUCCAUUAAAAAAAAAGAAAAAAAAAAGACAAAAAAAAAAAAAAAGACAAAAUCACCCUGUUUUGCUUUCCUGGGGUCUGUGCUGUCCUGUACCCCUGCCCCAGGUCCAUGCUUGGGGCAGGGCAGGAGUUGAGAAGCACUAACCCUGCGCCUCUAGAAAGGUCUGAGUCUUGCUGAAUAUUUGAGGACUCUCAUCUUGGCCUAGUCCAAUCUGUCACCUAAAUAGCAAAAGAAAUGCUGAGAGAAACGGUUCGAGCGAUGGGUUGGGCUGGGUUUCCCCCGAUGCUCAUCUCUGUGGCUUUGCCUCGCCAGCAGGACCCAUCCAGAAACACCCUCGGCAGCACCUUUUCUGCUGUAUUUCUGACCAUUCUCUGUUCAGAUGUCUGUCUGUGUGUCUCCAUGAGCUCCACGGCGUGUGCUCAGCACUAAGCAGUUAGGAAUUCCUCUCUCUGAGCUCCUGUAGCUCCGGCUCCCUGGUAUUUCUGGGAUAGACUAUUGCCUAGAGGCAGGCAGGACCAUGGAAGGAACUUCCUCAUGCUGUCGUGUAACUCACCCUGUUGCUGUCUGCAGUCCUCCCCAAGCCCUCACACAAUUCUUAACUGAGCACUUAUUAAAAAUAUCUUAAUAUUUAAUCUGUUUUCUGAUUAUUUUUGUGUAAACUUAUAAAAAAAAGAAAAAAAAAAACAAACUGAAAUUGAGCUGUGAUUAAUUUAGCACAUUGAAAUAAUGAUAAGGUGUUACUGAUAAGUCUCAUGUUUUGUUCUGUUUUUUUGUUUGACUCAGAGUAUUAGUACUGUAGCAUAAACCAAAUACAGCCCAGAAAGGGGAGCAGCAGCCUCCUGUCCUGGGUGUGCACCCGAGGGUGUCUGUGGGGGCGAGGAGCCAGCAGUGCGAGUGCGAGCAUCUGACCUGUGAGGAGAGCGAGCGUGUAUUUAUUUGUGCCAUUGUUUUCAUUACACUGAGUAAAGAAAAUUUUAAAACAAAACCCCCUAAGUACGUGUAGUAUCGGAAAGCGGCACUAAGGGUGAGAUCAUGACCUAUUUUUUUAUUAGCUAUGAAGAUACUAAUUCAGGUUAAGGCUUCUCUAUUUCUGUUCCCGUUGUGAGUCCUUUUCCUCUGGUUUCCUUUCCAAGCUGUGUUUAUUGGAGUGAGGAUUCCUGCACAGGUGGGGGCUGUCUCCUUUCUCCUCUGGUCAUUCCCCACCUCUCCUCUGCCAGCGGGUUCUUCUGGGUGUCUCAUACAGGUUCUUGUGUAAUAGAGACUAGAGCGUGUAGUGUCAGCCAGACCCAGCUUGGGAUCUGCUUGCUUUUUGGUGGAUCAUAGAGUGUUCCAUGUGCUCCAAGAGGUGAUUUAACAGCUGCUCCAUGACAGUGGUUUGGGGCUUUCAGUUUCUGCUCUCUCCCAUUCCACCCAUUUGGUGGAUUGGCAAAGCAAUGGCUUUCAAGCUUUGCUUGGAGUUCAGUUUUGUUUUAAAUGCACCUUGGUCCUCUGUGAAACCUGGUAGAAAUCUUCUGUCUCUCCUGUCCUGACCAGUGGGUAGCCCCAAGGCAUGGAUUCUGUCACUAACCUACUUCAAACCUUUCUGAGCUAGUGAAUCACACUUCUUGCCUUUCCUAGCUGCUGUGAACUUCUUUGAAAUGUGGAAAGAAACCCAAUUCUCACUAGGUUGUGAGUCCGGCAGCUGGGAGCGGGUGAUGGGUGAACCAGCCAGCUAAAGGGAAAGGAAAAUUGCUUCCUGCUAGGAAAAAAAGAGAGCUGGAAGUUGUGCUCCCAGUUGUGUGUGUGAUUAGUGCUUUCACCUUCAAGAGAGCAUUAUGGUAGCACCACAGUGUCCUUUCCCAAGUGGCCAGUGGGUUACCUCAGGGACAUCUGGGAGCAAUGGUGUUCACAGCCAGAACUGCUGGUAGUUCUCCUGUGUGUCCAGGGUUUGAUCUUGAUUCAGUAAAUUGCUAUGGUGUCCCAAGCUUUCAGGAAUCUUACUUUCUCAUCCCUAGAACACUUUUCUGUCCGUCCAUCUGUCGUGAUACGUUUUUUUACAUAGGCUGUUUACAAGGGAGCUGGUUGAGGUUGGGAGGGGGGAGAACAAAGAUUCACCCGCUUUAAAGCUGCUGCACGUUUUCACACUGGUGUGUAAGGCAGGAGAAGGGCUGGUGUGGUGGAGUAUCCAAGAAAGCCAGAUUAAUUCUGGGUUUGGCCACCACCAGAGCAUUUUUCCAUGUGGGAAACCCCUAGUGCACACAGCUGGGAAGCAGGAACCAGCGCUGGUGGGAAGAUCUUGAUGUGCUGCCUUCCAGAGCUUGAAAGGUUUUCCCAGUGCAUGUUACACCCCAGGGUCAGGCUGGCUCCUCUGUCCCACCUGAGAUCUUCUAAAGCAGCAGGAGAGCAAAGCUGUGGAUGUCUGGGGAGGUCAGAGAGCCCUGUGGUGGCCUCAUGUCCUGGGCAUUAGCCCACUCCCUGUGCUGGGACUGGAGCAAGAGUCCUGCCUGUUUCCUCACCAGGGGAUGCUGAGCUGGAUUUAUCUUGACUGUUAAUCAGAAAGCUUCGUGUCCAGAGCUCUAAAGCCAUUUUGUAAGAUAGCAGUGUCCCUUUUCUACAGCCUUAUUAAUGAGUAGAGGAUCUUUAAAAAGAAGAAAACAAACAAAAAAAGGAAUUGUUCGUUUCUUUCUGUGGUAUGAAACUUGUGUACUGCGAACUUCUGAACAUUUAGCAAAAAUACAAUUUACAGUUUUCUUAAAAAAACAAACAAAAAACAACCCAACAAAAAAAUCCCCAGCCUGUCUGCUUUCCAUACGGUCUUUCCUCAGGUGCUAAAUAAGGGUUCCAAAAAUGGAUACUGCUUUAGGAGUUCCUGCUUUAUUCUUAAAAUACAUAUUUUUUUUGCUUAGGUGUUGUAAAGAUAUUUUAACAAGAAUGUUUUUUUUUUUAAUGUAAAUAAGAUUGUGUCUUUAAUUUUUGUUUUAUCUCCUUUUUGUCCAUAUUGAAUAGUCUUAAUUUUCAUUUUUAUCCUUUUGAGAAGGACCCUCUUAUGCCCCUCCCCGAAGACAUUUCAUUAAGUGUUGCUGCAUUUAAGAAUGAAUCUACAACUGUUCAUUGUCUUGGAUUAAUGCUGAUGCUGCUGCUAUAAGUAAUCCUGAAAAUCAAGAAUGUGUGAUGCACUUUUGUUUCUUGUUUUUGUUGUUUUGGUUUUUUAACAUGAUCAUGUAGUUCCUCUGCAGAUAGUUGAACCCUCCUGUAACACAGCCACUAACUGGGGAAGCAUAGGAACUGUGGGAGCCGGGGUGUAGGACAGGGUUGGACCCGAUUUUGGUGCUGACCUAUGGGAAUUUCUAUGCAAACGCAAGCAAAGGAGAACUCUUUAACUUGAGAGAACACUGUGCUUUUUUUUAUUUUUAUUUUUUUUUCCUCUCCUUCCUUUUCUCAAGCUGCUAUUGGAAAGGUAGUGCAAAUCCCUGAGGUUUUCAGCUUCUCCUUCCUCCAUGGCUGGUGGUACAGGAAAGGUGCCUGAGUAACCUGUAAAGUAGAAAAACCUCAGUCAGCUCUUGUCUCAUCUCUGGUUUUAAUAUAUUUGUUUUCUAGAUGAAUUUAUAGAAGGAAAUUGUCAUCUCUACAAAAAGAUCUUUUGAAUGCUUUAUCUCAAUGUGAAGCUAACCAGCAGUAUUAAGGAUUGCAUGGCCUCCGUCCUGCCCUUAUCCCAGUGCUGGGGACCCACCGGCUCCUUCUCCACCUGGGGAGCGCUCAGUGCUUGGGCUCAGAUCUUUUCCAAGAAAAAAGGGAGGUGAAGCCAUCCACCCAGCCCAAACCUGCCAGUAAAAGGCUUAGGGAGCAGUGGAGGGAGGUCUCACUGCAUCAAGGUGCUGCCGUGAGGCAUGGGCAAGUCCAGAACCUCUUCUCUUUCUUUAUGGGUCACACCUGGACCAUGGUGGGGGAGGAGUUUACUGGAGGGGAAAAAGGGAUUUUACUUGACUAUUUAUAGAAGAUCCUUUAGGAAUAUAAAGUAUCUCUCUGCAAAGUGAGAGAAGAGUAAGGAAGGUCUAAAGUCGUGUUGGAAAAACACUUGGGGAUUACAACUGCCUGGAAAAUAGUCUACAAAUACAUAGGCCAGAGCUCUCUGCCUGUUUAGUUUUUUCAGCAUCAAUUUAUUUCUUUUUCGGCCAGCGUUUGCUCUUUUACACACCAAGGUGUGUGUACAUCUGACUCAAUGUGCCUUGCAUGUGUGCUUAGUCUUUCUGGAGAGAGGUGGUGGGGUGUGAGCUGGGGCAUGGCCAGGAGCGCCGUUCCCCAUCCACAGUCGAGGGUUCCUCAGUGUCCUGGUGACCCUUCGGAUGAGAAUGAGACCUGGACUCCAGGCUGUGUAGUGGCUGUCUUAGCUUGAGGAUGACGUCCUGUGCAAUGGCACCUGUGACUUCAGAAGGGAGUGGGAGGGAGAGAAAGAAAAGCUGCUUCGCUCUUCUGCGGACAAAAAAUCGGCAUUGCCAUGGUUUGCCUGCAGAGCCGAAACAAGCCGAGGUCUGGAACCGGCUUUGCUGGAGUUCAGGCUCUCUGUGGCACCGUGAUCCCAUUAUCCAGGGGAUUUAUUCUCUGCCAGGUUGUGGUUCUUGUUUCUGUGGGGUUUACAAGAUUUUUUUUGUAAAGGAGAAGUCAACACACCUUGCUUGAAGUUAACGAAAUCCAAACGCUUGUGUUUGCAGUCCGUGACUUAGAACUCCAAGCUGUGCAAUUCUGGGUUCUCCAUCUCCUGCCCCAGCGUGUGAUGAUUCUCUCCAAGUCUUUCUGUAAUUCUGCCACAGUAAAUGUGAAAGCUUGCUUGCAUUAUUUUUUAGAAAUGCAUUUUGCACACUCGGGUUUCACUGAAGCUCCGUGAAAAGGUUAGUUUGAAGCAGAUGAAUAAAGCUAUGCACAUGUUUUGAAAGUUUAAUUUGUGUCUCAUUACCAGAAGUGACUUAUCUGCCCUCUUUUGCAUUCCUGUGCUGUCAUUGCCUCCAUUCUCUUCACCAUCUCGGAGGGUAUGAUGUAAGGUGACAGUUCUUUGCUGACAGCUGUAGCAGAAAACUGGCGCUUCUUGAUUUAUUUAGUAGCCUUUCUCUCUCCUUUGCUUUCUCUGUAUCUCUCUGUAUAGCUAUAUAAAUAUAUAUAUUAUUUUUUUAUUUUAAAGAGCCUACUUUAGUAAUUGAAUCGGAGGGAGUGGGGUGUGCUGGCUUGUGUCAUACACUUUGUGCUGUCCCCUUUUUGUCUCCGGGAAGAGCGUGGUGGUGGCACCCACCGGUGUCCCCAUGGGGACAGGGAGCCCCCACACAAAGCAGCUUUGGGGAAGGGAUGGAGACCAGUCCACUGCGCUGCAGGCCGGUGGUGUGGGCAAACGCAAGGCUUCUAAUGACAAAAUGAACCAGGAGGAAUCCUACGGCUGUGUAUCCCCACUGGGAGGCAGGAGGGACAGGGUUCCUCACUAUCCUGCUGCAGGGCUGGAGUGGAGACUGGGUUCCCUCCAACCUCGGGGGUGAGAGCUUUAUUUUGGUUUUGUUUUUGUGUGUUAGGCGCAUUGGGUUGCAGGUACCACCUUUGGAAACGUGUUGCUUAGCCCAGAGCCUGUGUGCGGGAGAAUUGGGAUUUUGUGACGGGAGAAGGACCCUGACAGCUUUCUCCUCCUGUUCCCUUCGCCAUGGCAGAAAUUUGUACUAACUUGACAGCUUUUUUUCAUACAGAACAGGGCUGCUUUUCUAUCUACCAUCACACGUGUACUUACACACCUUCAGCAGCUUCUCAGCCUCUGGAGGUCCUCAACUUGUUUACUGGGGGGACUGAUGCCCCUCUCUCCCCCUUCCCUGAAUAUUUCAGUGUUAAGGGCGGUGCAAAACACAACCGCAUGCUUCGACUGCGAGCUGGGGCUGGAGAGAUCCCUGCAGGCAGAGCCAGGCGGGGUCUGUCUCCUCUCCUGCCCCCCUUCCCUGUCGAUAAGUUCUCAUUUCGUUCCUGGUUUGUAUUCAAAUUGCUGUGAGGGGUUGUGCUCUACCUUCUCAGGAGCUGAAUUACCUCUGACCUGCUGAGAGGGGCAGCCCCUCUUUGGUGUCGAUGUUGUAGUGUGCGACCACACCGAUCAGUAAAGGUAGUCUUUGUUUCCUUCUCCCCUCCCCAGUAAUUUCUGAUUAGGUUAAUGCACUCUGUGUGCCCAGCUGGAAAAGCGUAGGCGUUUUCCCAGUGGUGAGAGGGUGGCUAGAGGAGUUUAGUGUAAAACCUGCUGUAGCUGUGUCUGGCGCAGCCCCUUGCGCUGGUGUGGGUGAUGUCACGGACUGUAAGGAUAGGUAAUGUCCAUGAGCUGUAAUGGCAUGAUGUAUCUUUACCAAUGAUGUCAUACUUCACACUAAAUGUUUAAGAAAAAAGAAAAAAAAAAAAAAAAACUUAGCUGAAAUUUUGUUUAUUCUGCAC